Molecule: messenger RNA, 5696 nt
Organism: Paramuricea clavata
Lineage: Eukaryota; Metazoa; Cnidaria; Anthozoa; Malacalcyonacea; Plexauridae
Source: the annotation of a GenBank genome assembly
AUGCUGUUUGAAAAAGCGUCAAAGAUCUUGCAAAGAGCAAGUUUUCGAAAUACGUUUUGUGGCUAUGCUGUGAGUAUGCAAUGUAUUUUGUUUAAUAACUUUCGUUCAUGUGCAAUAUUAGUGAUUGAUGUUUGAUUUGAAUAUUUUGUCACACAGACUCGGAGUUUGGCAAGGGCAAGUCAAAAACCAUUAUCAAGUAUGUCUGUUACUUAUGGUUUUAUAAAGUUAGCAGGAUUAUUGAAGUAUUAUAGAAUUCAUAUAGUUUGAUGAAAUUUUAUUAUGCAGAAUUACACAUAUCAACAGUAGAGGGUCGAAUAAGCAAUGUCAGCAAGUACAAUUUCUUGAGGUAGGUAGUGUACUGUACAGAAAUGUAGUAAAUACACUUAUAAUAAGUUUAAGUUUUAAUAUGUUUUUGUGGAAAGAUGAAUCCUUCAACGUUACAUGGUUACGGUUCUCAGCAUCUGCAAAUCAGCUCACUAGCCUGGGAAAAUUAAGUACCAAUAUUGUGCCGUUGGUCAAGACUUUGAGUAUAGGGAUAGAAUAAAGAGCAUCUACUUUCUCCGGUUAUUCCCUGCAGACACAUUCUCGUACCCAGAGCCCUUCUUACACGCGGUGCGACGAGGGCACAGAAUACUACACAGAAGUCCAUCUUCAUUGUUUUUAGCGUAAGCUCUAUUCGUCAUGAUUCGUCACUCAGCAAGUACUGCAAACAGAAGCAGUCACCCCCUGGAAAUACUAAAAAUGGCGCACGUCCAGGGGGGUGACUGCUUCUGUUUACGGUACUUGCUGAGUGACGAAUCAUGACGAAUAGAGCUUACGCUAAAAACAAUGGAGAUGGACUUCUGUGUAGUAUUCUGUGACGAGGGGCUCUGGCCAAAUCCAUAACCGGAUACCAUGAAAACAUGGUAAGAAAACAAUAUCCUGUGCUAGAACUAGCCAAUCAGAUGCCAGUUCGGAUAUGGAUUUGGCCAGAGCCCCUCGUUGCACCGCGUGUAAGAAGGGCUCUGGGUAUGAGAAUGCUGUGGACACUGAAAGUGGCUAGAAUUUGCAGUAGGAAAACUUUUAUCAGACUAGAGCAAUGGCUAAAUAUACCAUAAUUUAUAUUUUAUGAUAUGGAUUCUUAAUUAAGGCAGGGCUUGAAAUAGCGUUCCCAAAGUUCCCGAUCAUGGUGACUGUCAGUCCAGACUUUCGCAGCUUUUUCCGAUUCAAACCCUGCUUUUCUGCCGAUCAUAAACAAUUUCUUGCUGACCAUUGGUCGGUGAUCGGCUUUUAUUUCAAGGUCUGCUUGUUAAGGCUUGAAACUACACCAUUAUUUAGGCAGAGUUAUGGUACACCAAAGUAUUUUCAUUGCUCGGCUGUUGUAGGUGAGUUUACAUCGUCUGACAAGUUUAUCUUGAAAUGUAUUUGAAAUAUAAUUAAAUAUUUAAUGCAAAUGUUAAUCCAAUAUAAAUUAAUUGUAAAUUAAUAUUUUGGUGUAUUUUAUGACUUGUUUUUCACCACAUCAUUGAUACCUUGUAAAUUUUGCCAAAACACUUACUGUAUGAAGAUGCAUUGCCAGGCCAUUACAUAAUGAAUCGCAUGUGAUGUUCACUGAUCGGGAAAUGUUUUCACAGAAUAGGAACCUUACAUAGGGUCAUUAUGCAAAAAAGCAUUUAACCACUGCCAUGCCAUUGUUUGCAAUGAUUUGUCAUUAUUAAAAUGCACUUGCCAUGUUCCUAGCCAGUGUGCUUUAUAUGAGAGGCAUUCCGCCCCCUGAACAUCUGCCAUUUUGAAUAUUUUAUGGGUGGUGUGGCCUCUCAUAAGCGCACUGGCUAGGAACAUGUUGACAGCAUUGCAAUGGUUACGCCAAAAUCAUAGGCAGACAAAGAAGUCAACCUUCUGUAAGUUCUCUAUUCUGUGCAUUAAUUGUGGUUCAUUACAUAUUAAAAAUAAAAGACCAAUACUGUAACCUAAAAUGGUUAAAUUACAUCAGUGCUAAAAAUUUACAACAACAACUAGAGACUACUUACAAUUACUUCUAAUGACACAUUGCGGUAAAAACAAGUAUAUAAUUUGAUCUUGAUAACAUUUAUAGGUGAAAACAUAAAAACAGUCAAAACACCACCAUUCCCUGACUCUGUCUCUGAGGGAGAUAUCCGCUGGGAGAAAGGUACUUUUCAAUCAAAGUGAUAUAUAAAUGAAGAAUUCUGAGAACUUGUUUAAUUAACAAAUUUUCACGUUCUAACAGCUGUUGGAGAUCAAGUAGAGGAAGACGAAGUCAUUGGAGAGAUUGAAACAGAUAAGGUUAAAAAACAAUUUGGAUAACAUUUUGUACAAAUCAAAAAUAAAACUUGAUUGCAAAUAUAAAAUGUCCUGCAUUUGUGGAUUUCAGGGAAAGUAUGGUACCACACAUUGACUUGCAAAAUGCUUUUGUAGAAAAAAUUAGUAAAUUAUAGGGCAUUCUGAUAUAUAAAAUGACAAAGAUUUCUUGUAAGAUGUAAGAAAAUUUCCUGCAAAGAUAUUUUGUUAAACAUUUCCUGGCAGCGGUGCUCCUGGAGCACUGCUAUAACUAUUCCUUUGUUUACAGACAGCAUUACCAGUAAGUUCUCCAGAAGCGGGCGUAAUCCAUGAGCUUCUUGUUGCCGAUGGUGAUACGGUUGAAAAAGGACAAGAACUGUGUAGAAUUGAUGUUUCAGGUACUCACAUAGAAUAAUACAAUAUAAGAUGAAAAUAUAAGCUGGGUAUAUAUAAAUAUAAUAUGGGUCUACUCAGCAUUUAAUUCUUCAUCUGAAAGUCUGUUUUGGUUUUGACUUUUGAAAGCAUGGUAGCAUCAUUCAAUGAGUUGCAAAAUGUUUACCUACAGUAAUUGCCAUCAUAGGUUCAGUCAAUAUGAAAAAAUCAAAUCAUGGUAAAAAUGAACUCUCUCCCCUAACCCUCUUUUCAGUGUUGGUGUUCUGGUUGAUUGGUUUGAUCAUGCAAUAACUAGAUUGAAAGGGAAGAAGGGGGGAGUAUGAUUGAAGUAUAUAUCAAAUUGGGGGUCUUUGUUCCAUCAACAUUUUUUAGGUCCAUCAAAACUUUUUAUUAUUAAUUAGGUGGAGGUGGUGCACCACCCAAACCAACAGAAACACCAGUGACAGAAGCACCAAAAACCACACCUGUUGCUGAGAAAGUUGUUGAACGAGAAAUUCCAAGCACACCCCCACCAGGUUUGUAUUUGCACAGUUCUGUUUUGCGGAUAUUCCAUCAACUAGUUCAGUCAUAAGAACUUUUCUUGGUUUUAUUUAGUCCCGGAGAUUCCAAAAGAACCAUUAAAAACUGUGACACCAACACCACCACUACUGCGACCAGCAGCUCCUGACCAGUCUGCACCAAGCACCACUGGAGCGAGAAGUGAAACCAGGGUAAGGAAGGGCUCUUUGGCAUGCAUUUGUGGCAGUUUGGUUGGGGCAGGCUAGACAAACUCUGUGGAGAGAAGCACUCUGAAAUGACCCAUCAUUUCCGUCUUGGGGAGGCUAUAUAUCCCCAUGUUAACAUGUACAACUAGGCCUUUUUCUUAACAUGUUUCGUUCUUUAUGGAACUUUAUUAUCAAACAACAUUACUGUGCUGACUUUGUAUGUUUUGUUCAUGCAUUUAUAUGAAUGAAAUUUUCCAAACUUUUUGAUUGCGUAGGUAAAAAUGACUCGUAUGAGGCAAAGAAUUGCAACGAGACUGAAAGACGCUCAGAACACGGCAGCCAUGUUAACGACAUUCAAUGAAGUUGAUAUGAGGUUUAUUCGUAGUUUUUCACUUCCCUCAAUCUACCAAACAAUUCUUAACUUCACACAAUAUGCAAUGAUUUGCAAUGCACUGCCUUCUAUUCUUUCAGCAAUAUUAUGGAAAUGCGUAAACAGCAUAAAGAUGCUUUUCUCAAGAAACAUAAUGUCAAACUAGGUUUCAUGUCCGCAUUUGUGAAGGCGUCGGCUCAUGCCUUACAAGAUAUCGCAGUCGUGAACGCAGGUAUAUAUCACCAUUUUGCUAGCCUGAGUAUCAGGCCAUAUUGUCUCGUCCUUAAAUGCGGGUUGGUGGAAGGGAACAAUUAUUAGGCGGCUAAGUCUCAGCCCUAUAUUUUGAACCAAAAUGUUUUUGGUGGAAUUUUGUGGAUUUUUUUCUUAGUGAUUGACGACGAUAAUAACCAGAUCAUUUAUAGAGAUUAUAUUGAUGUCAGUGUAGCUGUUGCUACGCCAAAGGUAGGGGAUUUUCUUGGUGUUCCACUUUUAACCUUGUAGUUGUUUGUGUUUUUUUAUUAUUUGAAAAAAGUAACAAUACUUUGGCGUUUGGAGCCGGCCUUUGCUCAAAGUUUUGAGACAAACCAUUGUCUCCAAAGUGCACCGCCAUGUUUUCUGAUAAAGAUACAGUAUAUUACUUUCAUCUAGGGUUUGGUGGUCCCAGUUAUUCGCAAUGUGGAGGCAAUGAAUUUUGCUGAUAUAGAGAAAACCAUUAACGCUCUAGGAGAAAAGGUACUUAAAUAAAUUUAUUUUCAUUCGUUGCUCACUUUAUGAAUAGACAACUUGCAUGUUAGACUAAUUUUUGAUUUAGGCAAAAAAAAGUAAAUUCCCGUAAAGAACUUAUUAAAAUUAGUAAAAUUGCAAAAUUUGGUUGCGAAAUGUUGUAAAAUACAGAAAAUAUAGCCUUGCGAAGUUUGCAUAUUUUCAGUAUGUUUGUAUUACGUGCGGAAAUUGUUACCAUUUUUGAGCCAAAAAUGGUAGCAAUUUCCGCACGUAAUACAAAUAUACUGAAAAUAUGCAAACUUCGCAAGGCUAUAUUUUCUGUAUUUUACAACAUUUCGCAACCAAAUUUUGCAAUUUUACUAAUUUCAUUAUGUUCUUUUUAACUGUUGUGUUUGAUUCCCUUCUCUUUACUUAUUAAAAUUUAGUCUAACAUGCAAGUUGUCCAUUGGUUCAUCGUAAUCUGUUCAAACCAAUUCUGCAUGUACGUACGUACAGGCAAGCUCAUACCCAGGAAAAAAUUUACAUGUAAUUAUUGGGCAGCAAAAUACAAGAGUAGUAUACUUGUGUCAUCCUAUCUUGUAUCCUACGUUAACUAGGCACGCGAUGGUAAUCUUGCUAUCGAGGAAAUGGAUGGUGGAACAUUCACGAUAUCAAACGGUGGCGUGUUUGGUUCUCUUAUGGGAACUCCGAUCAUUAAUCCUCCUCAAUCUGCCAUCCUUGGGAUUCAUGCAAUCAAUGAUAGACCUGUCGCUAUUAAUGGCAAGGUAUUGACUUGGGAAUUAUACAGCUUUUUUCUCAAUGUUGCUAAUGAAGCCCUAAGUAAAGCAGUUAAGUAGGGGACACUGCUGCAGGGAUGUUUGAAAAUUUCGAUGUUUUUUCAAGAAUUACUCUGCUAUUGUUACUUUUAGGAAAUAUGGCUAGGAAACGAUGUUUCCUGGUUUGCCUACCUUCGGGAAACAUGGCCAGGAAACAAUGUUUUUGAAACGAUCGUCCCUAGUUUUCCUAAAGAUUAACACAAACAACAUGCUAAUUUUUAAGCUGCAAAACAAACGUCACAACAGUGCAAAAAUAACAAUGGUUUUUGUUUGUUCUAGGUUGAAAUCCGACCAAUGAUGUAUCUUGCCUUGACUUAUGAUCAUCGUUUAGUUGAUGGCAGAGAAGCAGUAACAUUCUUACGAAAGAUCAAGUCUACGAUUGAAGAUCCUAGGACUAUAUUACUUGAUCUCUGA